AUGCAAUCAAUGUAUGCACCAUCACGUUCUAAUCCUCUUGUCGACAAUGAUGAGGACGAUGAUGAUCAUCAAGAAGAAGAUAAUUCCAUGUAUGAUAAUUCCGGAGAAGAAUCUAAUUAUCAUCAUGAUAUAUUUUCUAACGAUCCUGAUUUUGAACGUGUUUCUGCAAAAUCACACAUUUCUAAUCCAUUUACUAGUAUGGUCAAGAAGAAUGCUUCACAAAAAGUAUUGAUGAUGAUGGAAAAGAUGGGUUUUAAAGUUGGAGAAGGUUUAGGAAAGAAUAAUCAAGGAAGUGCAAGUGCUAUUGAAUUACAACAACAACAAGGAAGAGCAGGUUUAGGAUCAAAUACUUCUGCUCAUUAUUCAUCAAAUCUUCCUGAACAUUUUACUAUUCAAACACAUGACCCUGAUAUGACAGAUUAUCCAUACAAGGAAGAUGUAUCGUGGAUGACUUGUAUUGAACCAUUAAGUGAAAAUGCACCAGAGUUUUCCAUUGUAAGACCUGAUAAUACAACAUUGGAUUUAUCAGCUUCAAUGAAUAAUAAUGGACAAAAAUAUGUUGAAGGAAAUUUAUCUCCGUUUGUUAAUGUUCAACAAGUUCAACAAAUUUUUGAUUUGAAAUCACAAUUCGAUUCUGUAGAUGAAAAAAUAUUUACUGAUGCUAGAUAUAGAUCGAAUCCAUAUGAAAGAAUUGGUAGAUCUAUUUUCCAAAAUAGAGCUGCCAUUAAAUUGGCAAAUAUUGAUAGAAUUUCUGACUUGACAACUCUUGUCAGAUUACCUGAAGAAAAUGGUAUUCUCUAUUUUGCAGAUAUUUGUGCUGGACCUGGAGGUUUUACAGAAUACCUCUAUUAUAGAUUCAAGACAGAUAAAGCUAAGGGUUGGGGAUUUACUUUGAAAAAUAAGAAAGAUGACUGGAAAUUAAAUAGAUUCAAUCCAGAAUCACCUCAUGACAAUUUUGAAGUCAACUAUGGUGAAGAUGGAACAGGUGAUAUAACUAAGAAUGAAAAUAUUCGUGCUCUAAGUAAGGCUAUUGACCAAGGAACUAAUGGAAGAGGUGUUGCUCUUGUAACUGCAGAUGGUGGUUUCUCUGUUCAUGGUGUUGAAAAUUCUCAAGAAUACCUCACUCAUCAAUUGGUAUUAUGUCAAAUUUUGACAGGAUUGAUGAUUACUAGAAGAGGUGGUUCUUUUGUUUGUAAAUUGUUUGACUUGAAUACUUGGUUCUCUGCCUCUCUCAUGUACAUUCUUUACCAAAAUUAUGAAAAAGUAAUGAUUGUAAAGCCACUCUCAUCUAGACCUGCCAACUCUGAAAGAUACGUCAUUUGUAAGGGAUUAAGAAAACGUCAACCACAAAUUGUAAAUUAUCUGUUUGACGUUAAUAUUAGAUUAUCCAACCGUGAAAAUAUCAAAUCAUUGGUCGAUUGCAAUGUCAUUGAGAAGGAUGAAAUGUUUAACAAGUAUUUGAGUGAUACAAAUACUGUGAUUGCCAAAUCUCAAAUCAAUUCACUCCAAAGAAUUAAGAAUGCUGUUGAAGAUAAAUAUUUGGAAAUACAAGAAAAGCAAAACAAGAUUAGAGAUCAAUGUUUACAAGAAUGGAGAUUACCAAAUACUCAAACUUCCAAACACUCUGGUUCACGAUCAAAUGAUAAGAACAAACGAAAGAGACACGAUGACGACAAUUCAAGACCAAGUCAAAUGCAAAAAUCAAACACCUAUGCUCCUCAAUAUUAA
This is a messenger RNA of Naegleria gruberi, 1728 nucleotides long. RefSeq lists its product as uncharacterized. Gene Ontology annotation, molecular function: methyltransferase cap1 activity; nucleic acid binding. The record is from RefSeq and is a predicted model, not a curated record. The transcript has a single exon. Gene Ontology annotation, cellular component: nucleus; cytoplasm. NCBI's taxonomy places the organism in Eukaryota, Heterolobosea, Eutetramitea, Acrasida, Naegleriidae. Gene Ontology annotation, biological process: 7-methylguanosine mRNA capping. The coding region runs from base 1 to 1728 and encodes 575 amino acids.